GCUCCGGUAAACGAAAGGGCAGAGAGAGAGAGCGUGAGCGUCUCGGGUUAAUCCACGCACACACGCGCACAUACACGCACACGCGGACACACACUCUCCGUGCAGCGCGCGAGAAUGAUGGAGAGAUAGAGCGGUGAAGGAGGGAUGAAGGAGGGAAGGACAGGAUGAAGUGUGUUGUGUUAGCGCUGUGGCUCGCGCUCGCAGCCGCCCAUGCAACUACUGAAGCUCCUGAGGAGUUCAUGUCUCUGGCUGAGUUGGAGGACACACUGUUGAGGAAUGUGUUUAGAGGUUAUCAGAAGUGGGUGAGACCUGUGCUUCACGCCAACGACACCAUCACCGUCCGCUUUGGCCUCAAGAUAUCACAGCUGGUGGACGUGGAUGAAAAGAACCAGCUGAUGACUACUAAUGUCUGGCUGUGGCAGGAGUGGACGGACUAUAAGCUGCGCUGGGACCCGGAGGAUUAUGGGGGAAUUACGUCCAUAAGAGUGCCCUCAGAGAACAUCUGGCUGCCUGACAUCGUCCUCUAUGAGAAUGCCGACGGUCGUUUUGAGGGUUCUCUGAUGACCAAAGCCAUCGUGAGGUAUGACGGCACCAUCACGUGGACGCCUCCGGCCAGCUACAAGUCCUCUUGCACCAUGGACGUGACCUUCUUUCCCUUCGACCGGCAGAACUGCUCCAUGAAGUUCGGCUCGUGGACCUACGAUGGCACCAUGGUGGACCUGGCCCUGGUUGACCCCCACGUGGAUCGAAAGGACUUUUUCGACAACGGCGAGUGGGAGAUCCUGGACGCCACUGGACGGCGGGGCAGCCGGCGAGACGGCAUCUACUCCUACCCCUUUAUCACCUACUCCUUCAUUAUGAAGCGCCUUCCUCUCUUCUACACGCUCUUCCUUAUUAUACCCUGCCUCGGACUGUCCUUCCUCACCGUACUGGUCUUCUACCUGCCGUCGGACGAAGGCGAGAAGCUCUCUCUCUCCACCUCUGUCCUGGUCUCACUCACGGUGUUCCUGCUUGUCAUUGAAGAGAUCAUCCCAUCCUCCUCCAAGGUCAUCCCACUGAUUGGCGAGUACCUGCUCUUCAUCAUGAUCUUCGUCACCUUCUCCAUCAUCGUCACCGUCUUCGUCAUCAACGUGCACCACCGCUCCUCGGCCACCUACCACCCCAUGGCACCGUGGGUGAAGAGCCUUUUCCUGCAGAAGCUGCCCAGGCUGCUGUGCAUGCAUGGCCACACUGACCGCUACAGAUACCCGGACAUGGAGCUGCGCAGUCCCGAGCUGAAACGAGGGAUGAAGAGAGGGCAGCAGAGGAGUGCAGGAGGGGUCGGGGGGAAGGAGGAUGAAAACCAGGCCUGGCUGUCCAUGCUGGAGAAAGCCACCAGCUCUGUGCGCUACAUAUCCAGACACAUUAGGAAAGAGCACUUCAUCAGAGAGGUGGUCCAAGACUGGAAGUUUGUGGCUCAAGUGUUAGACCGGAUCUUCCUGUGGGCCUUCCUCACUGUAUCUGUGCUCGGCACCAUCCUCAUCUUCACUCCGGCCCUGAAGAUGUACCUCAGCACGGCUUCUUAAACACACACAGACAUACACCCACCAAAAAUUUACACCAAUACCCAUUAACCCAUCCUUACUAUGCACACCUGAUAUUUACACCCACCCCACCACGGUCUUGCUUAAUGACACACCCCAAAAAUGUAUUAUAAUCCCCAUUACAACCAUCCUUGACCACAUACCCCAAAGAUUUAUACCAACCCCAUUACAAACUUCAUUAAACACACACACCCCAAAAAUU
This is a messenger RNA of Colossoma macropomum (tambaqui), 1785 nucleotides long. RefSeq names its product cholinergic receptor nicotinic beta 3 subunit a (gene chrnb3a). The transcript is spliced from 7 exons. Lineage: Eukaryota; Metazoa; Chordata; Actinopteri; Characiformes; Serrasalmidae. The record is from RefSeq and is a predicted model, not a curated record. Gene Ontology annotation, cellular component: synapse; neuron projection; postsynaptic membrane. Gene Ontology annotation, molecular function: transmembrane signaling receptor activity; acetylcholine-gated monoatomic cation-selective channel activity. The coding region runs from base 165 to 1565 and encodes 466 amino acids. Gene Ontology annotation, biological process: nervous system process; chemical synaptic transmission; monoatomic ion transmembrane transport.